Molecule: messenger RNA, 2069 nt
Organism: Hyaloscypha bicolor E
Lineage: Eukaryota; Fungi; Ascomycota; Leotiomycetes; Helotiales; Hyaloscyphaceae
Product: glycoside hydrolase family 13 protein
Exons: 1
Coding region: 88-1962 (624 amino acids)
Biological process (GO): oligosaccharide catabolic process
Molecular function (GO): alpha-amylase activity
Source: RefSeq, a predicted model, not a curated record
AACUCAUCUUCAGUUGCGAACUCAACCAUCCUUCCACUAUGGUGCCAGAAUGAGACAGUUAGGUGAAGACGCCCAAGAACGGAAACAAUGCGCAAGAUUCGAAGCUUGACUACACUCGGCGCGGCUGUCGUCCUGCUUGCGGUAGGGUUCAUUCUCGCUGAGCGCUAUUUCCUCGACCUCGGCUCCAUCAAUCAGAAGAUCAUCUCUCUCGGGGUGGACGACCAAGACCAAGUUAGAAAAUGGUGGAAAGAAGCCGUAAUCUAUGAAAUCUACCCGGCAUCCUUCAAAGACUCCGAUGGCGACGGCAUUGGAGACGUACCCGGCAUCAUCUCGAAGCUGGACUACCUGCACGAUCUCGGUGUCGAUGUAAUCCACAUCUGUCCGCACUAUCAGAGCCCUCAAGUCGACAUGGGCUACGACAUCUCCGAUUAUGAGGACGUGCAUCGACCGUACGGAACCGUGGAAGAUGUACAGGCUCUAAUUCACGCCACCCAUACUUGCGGCAUGAAAAUCAUCUUCGAUCUCGUCAUCAACCAUUCUUCAGACCAGCACAAAUGGUUUGAGGAAUCUCGGUCCUCAAAAGAUAAUCCCAAACGCGACUGGUAUUUCUGGCGCCCGGCAAGGUGGGAUGCAGAGGGGAAGCGGCAUCCGCCGAAUAACUGGCGCAGUCACUUCACCGCUCCGGCAUGGACGUGGGAUGAGAAGACGGAAGAGUAUUAUCUGCAUAUCUAUGCACCCGAGAUGCCGGACUUUAAUUGGGAGAAUGAGGAGACGAGAAAAGGGCUUUACAAUUCGUCUAUGAUUUUCUGGCUUGAGAGGGGUAUUGAUGGAUUCCGGAUCGAUACUGUGAAUAAGUAUUCGAAGGAUAUCAAGUUUCCUGAUGCACCGAUUGUUGAGCCCUGGGAGGAGACCCAGCCAGCGUCGGAAUUCUACAAUAAUGGUCCACGCAUCCAUGAGUAUUUGGGGGAAAUGAAAGAGAUUCUUGAUCGCUAUGGUGCACUCACCGUGGGUGAGCUCUCGCAUUUUCCGUUUAGUGAAGAAGGUGUGCUGCAGUUCGCGUCCGCAGGUUCUGGACAGUUGAAUAUGGUGUUCAACUACGCGCUCAUGGCUCUUGGGCAAACACGAGAGAGGGGCCAACAUAGUCGAUCGCCGUUCAAUGCUCCAGUUUUCAAGAAGGAGAUGUCGCGCUGGCAAACAUUUGCCAGCGAUACCGACGCUUGGGUGACGCUGUUCUUGGAGAAUCACGACGCUCCGCGCUCAAUCUCUCGCUUUGGGUCGGAUGGAUCGGCGGAGGAGCAGAUGAGGAGUGGGAAGAUGAUUGCGAUGUUGCUCGCAACAAUGACGGGGACACUGUUUCUGUAUCAAGGGCAGGAACUCGGUCUGGCUAAUGCGCCACGGUCAUGGCCUGUUGAGGAGUUCAAGGAUGUGAGGUCUGUGAAUAUGGCCAGGAAGGCGAAAGAAAAGUGUAAGCACGACUCGACGUGUCUGAAGAAAGAAAUAGACGAACUCUGGGAGACGGCGAGGGAUCACGCCAGGUUGCCGAUGCAGUGGAACUCGGGGCCAAACGCGGGAUUUACAGACGAAGGCGUGACGCCUUGGAUGCGUGUGAAUAAUGAUUGGAAGACCAAGAAUGCGGAGCUGCAGAGUGGGAACUCAUUGAGUUUGUUGGGCUUUUGGAAAAGGAUGUUGAGGUUGAGAAAAGAGUAUAAAGAUCUUUUUGUCUAUGGUGUCUAUCAAUCAUAUGCAACCGAGGCGGCAGAGUUGUUUGUAUUUACAAAGGUGGGGAGUGGGAAAAAGUCACUUACCGUUGUGAAUAUGUCUGGCGAGGAGAAGAGGUGGGAGGGGGCUUCUUCAAUUUUGGGAGAGGGAUGUCGAAUUUUGAUAGAGAAUAUUGGAGGUGGAGCUCAAAGGGAGGAAGUAUUAUCCGCUUGGGAAGGAAGGGUGUAUUCUACCGUCCUGUGAUUCUUGAUAAGCUGAAUAUGACCGAGUGUCGCAUUCAUGAUUUCGAGGUUGGCGAGACACGAAAGAAUUAGCUUAAACAUACACAGUAUAUCAAAGGAUUAAUCACG